GCAGUGCCUUGGACACUGACCCCACUAUCCACAGCUCAUAGGAUUUUGAGAAGUGCUCCUGCCUGGGAAAAAACUCAGCUCUGAAAAAGGAAGGACAGCAGAGGCCAGGAGCCUUGUUGGAGCUGAAGGUCUUCUCCUCAGAGCAAGGGCAGUAUAGUGAGGAGAGACAUGGAGGUGUCCUCUGUGCUUCUCUGUUCAGGGUGUAGCCCUUGGCAGGGGUUCCUGCUCACAGCCUCCCUUUUAACCAGCUGGCUCUUGCCCACCACUGCCCAAGUCACCCUCGAGUCCUCACCGCCCCAAGUGGUUGAAGGAGAAAACGUUCUUCUAAGUGUUGACAAUAUGCCAGAGAAUAUUAUAGGUUUUGGCUGGUUCAAAGGGGAGACCGACAUGAACCGUGGAAUUGCACUGUAUUCACUGAGGUAUACUAUAAGUUUGAUGGGGCCCGUGCACAGUGGUCGAGAGACAUUGUACGGCAACGGGUCGCUGUGGAUCAAAAAUGUCACCCAGGAGGACACAGGAUUCUACACCUUUCGAAUCAUAAAUAAACAUGGAAAAAUUCAAUCAAAUACAACCCUGUUCCUUCACGUGAAAUCCUCUCUUUUCGUCUGUGGGCAUCCUUUUAACCCCGAACAGCCCACUAUUGAAUCAGUGCCGGUCAGCGUUAGUGAAUGGGGAAGCGUUCUUCUCCGUGUUCACCAUCUUCCAAACUAUCUCCGAACACUUUUCUGGUACAGAGGGGCACUCGUGUUGAACAAGCUUGAGAUUGUCCGAUACAGAACAUUCAAGGAUUCCUAUGAGCUGGGCCCUGCCCACAGCGGUAGAGAAACAAUGUUCAACACUGGGUCCCUGCUGCUUCAGAAUGUCACCUGGAAAGACACUGGAUUCUACACCCUACGCACUCUCAGUACAGAAUUCAACGUCGAAUUAAUACACAUUUACCUUCAGGUGAACACCUCCCUUUCCUCGUGCUGUGACCCUAUUACCCCUGCCCCACUCACGAUAGAUCCAGUGCCACGGCAUGUGGCUGAAGGGGAAAGUGUUCUUCUCUAUGUCCACAAUCUGCCCGAAGCUCUGCAAACCUUUUCCUGGUACAAAGGAGUGUACAGCCUUAAGGAAUUUAAAAUUGCAGAAUACAGCAUAGCGACAAAGUCUGUCUUCCCGGGCCCGGCACACAGAGGAAGAGCGACAGGUUACACCAACGGAUCUCUGCUCCUGCAGGACCUCACUGAGAAAGACUCGGGAUUGUACACACUUGUAACAUUAGACAGUAAUGCCAACAUUGAAACAGCCCACGUGCAAGUCACCGUGCACAAGCCUGUGACACAACCUAUCCUGAGAGUCACGGAGAGCAUAGUCACAGUACAGAGCUCAGUGGUCUUCACUUGCUUGUCGGACAACACUGGAGUCUCCAUCCGUUGGCUCUUCAAGAAUCAGAAUCUGCAGGUCACAGAGAGGAUGACCCUAUCCCCAUCAAAUUGCCAACUCAGGAUUCAUGCUGUCAGGAAGAAGGAUGCUGGACAGUAUCGAUGUGAGGUCUUCAACCCAAUCAGCUCCAAGACCAGUCUCCCUGUCAGCCUGGCCGUGAUGAACGAGUGACCCCUCCUCUCAUCCUACAGCAGAGUGGGGGUCCUUUCUGUAUUGAGAUGCCCACACCUACACAACCCUGUCAGUUACAGAUUUCCAUUCAUGCUCAUGGCCAUCUGUACUUCUCUCCCAUCCCUCCCUACACCUGAUACUGAACCCCUCCAUUAUCUUCUAUAUCCCCUCUUCCACCAAGUUCCCUUUCUCCUUCUUCCCCCUCCAACUCUAUUUCCCCCUUCUAAGUGGGUUUCAAUCCACAUUUGACCUUCCUUCUUGUUUAGCUUCUUUGGGUCUGUGGAGUGCAGUGCGUGCAUCUUGUAUUUCAUGGCUAAUAUCCACUUAUAAGUGAACACAUGCCAUGCAUGCCUCUUUGGGACUGGACUUCCCCACUCAGGAUGUUAUUCUGAAGAUCCAUCCAUGUGCCUUCAAAAUUAUUGUUGUCAUUGUGUUUAAUAGUUUAACAGUAGCCCAUGUUGUGUAUGAA
Messenger RNA from Rattus norvegicus (Norway rat), 2065 nucleotides. RefSeq names its product carcinoembryonic antigen-related cell adhesion molecule 3-like. NCBI's taxonomy places the organism in Eukaryota, Metazoa, Chordata, Mammalia, Rodentia, Muridae. The record is from RefSeq and is marked provisional.